CUCAGCGCGCAGUCUGUACUGCUUUUUGCCUGAUACAGUAUUAAACAUUGUCAUUCAAUUAUAAAUUUAAACGAAAAAUCUUUUUUUUUACUGUUGUAACCAUAACUCUAUUCCUCUAAUGUUACUUUUUGUUUACAUAUGUAUUGUUUACAUUUGCCAAAAUCUUUGCGUAAUGUAAAUACAGUAUAUGUUUGUUGUUAUACACGUCACUUGUUCAACUAAUAUUUACCAUGCAGUCGUACAAAGCAUAGUAAUGUGAGUAAUGAUGUAAGUUCAAUGUUGGCGGUUUAGGUUGUGGAUAUUCAUAUUUUUGUGUUUAAAACACGUGUACAUGUGUUUUAAGUGUAAGGUUAAUAAUCUACAUUUUAUCUAUAGUAGUAUGAUAGGAACUGGAAAUAUGGAAUGAUGUGAACUUUGACGUGAUUGAAAGGCAGGCUGACUGCUCAGUUGUAAUUUUAGGAUUAUGUGGUGUAAUUGAACUGUUGAGAGUAAAAUUCAUUAACACAAUUCAGAAGUGAUUUACUUGCUUCAAACAAUUGUUUGAUUAAAAUGGUGUCUAAUGUUAUCGUAGUAGUUUUAGGAGAUAUUGGGCGCAGUCCUAGGAUGCAAUAUCAUGCUUCUUCCCUUCUCAAAGAAAGAUUCAAUGUGAAAUUGAUUGGCUACGGGGGUUCAAAACCCAUAGAAUAUCUUAAUUCACAUCCCAGCUGUGAAAUCAAGACAUUGACUCAGCCACCACAAUUUAAUCAAUAUUUGCCUGUGUUAGCUGCAUACAUUUUGAAAGUACUAUGGCAAGUACUAACACUGAUUUGGAUUCUUCUGAGGAGUCAACGUCCCCAACAUCUUAUUGUUCAAACACCACCGGCAAUUCCAGCUCUGGCCGUAUGUUGGUUUUACUGUCGCCUUGUAGGGGCAAAGUUUAUCAUCGACUGGCACAACUAUGCAUUCUCUAUCAUGGCUUUGACUCAUGGCCAAGGACAUAAACUAGUUAGAAUUUCCGAGAAAUUUGAAGGUUUCUUUGGAAGAAGAUCAGAUAGUAAUCUUUGCGUUACUAGGGCAAUGAAGGAUGAUUUAAAGAAAAGAUGGGAUAUCAAAGCAGUGACCCUAUAUGACCGGCCACCUGAACAUUUCGGCUCACUGACUCCCGAGGAGAGGCGUACACUGAUGGUAAAAUACCCGGAGUUGUCAUCGCAGCUGGAUGAAACUAAGCGACCUGCCCUGCUCGUCUCUAGUACCAGUUGGACCGAAGAUGAGGACUUCUCCAUAUUGUUGUCAGCUCUGCAAG
Messenger RNA from Homalodisca vitripennis (glassy-winged sharpshooter), 1282 nucleotides. Its product is annotated as chitobiosyldiphosphodolichol beta-mannosyltransferase-like. Gene Ontology annotation, cellular component: endoplasmic reticulum. Gene Ontology annotation, molecular function: mannosyltransferase activity. The record is from RefSeq and is a predicted model, not a curated record. NCBI's taxonomy places the organism in Eukaryota, Metazoa, Arthropoda, Insecta, Hemiptera, Cicadellidae.